Messenger RNA from Myotis daubentonii (Daubenton's bat), 3084 nucleotides. RefSeq names its product SMAD family member 3 (gene SMAD3). Gene Ontology annotation, biological process: SMAD protein signal transduction; anatomical structure morphogenesis; cell differentiation. Gene Ontology annotation, cellular component: heteromeric SMAD protein complex. The record is from RefSeq and is a predicted model, not a curated record. Gene Ontology annotation, molecular function: I-SMAD binding; DNA-binding transcription factor activity, RNA polymerase II-specific; RNA polymerase II cis-regulatory region sequence-specific DNA binding. NCBI's taxonomy places the organism in Eukaryota, Metazoa, Chordata, Mammalia, Chiroptera, Vespertilionidae.
AAACACAGACUGGGAACGGGCGGGAGCGGGAGCGGGAGCGCGGCGCACGGCCCAGACCGGCCCGGGGAGCGAGCGAGCGAGCGGUGAAAGAGCAGGGCAGCGGGGAGGCGAGGUAGCCAAGGCGGGGGAAUCUGCGCCUCAAAGCGACCGAGGCGAGCAAAGUUUGGCGGGGGGUUGGACUUUCCUUCCUGGAGGCGGCACCCAAACAGCCAGCCCGUGCGGAAACCCAAACUUUCUUCUGCCACUCCGAGGCUCGCGGCCGCCUCCGCCCCGCGCUCGGGGCCUGCCGGACCCGGCGCCGCUGUCGCCCGCCCGCCCGCCUCCCGGGCCGCCCUUCGCUCCGCCGUGGGAGCCCCGCAGGCUGCAGCGCCGCGGCCCGGCCCGGAGCACGGGCAAGUUCGCCGAGAGUUGAGGCGAAGAAGUUUGGGCGGCCCCGGCCAGCUCCCCGCUGCGCCCCCGGCGUCCCGCCGCGCUCAGCCCCGCCGGGGGCGCCCCUCGGUGCCCGCGCGCCCUCCCCAGCCAUGUCGUCCAUCCUGCCCUUCACCCCCCCGAUCGUGAAGCGCCUGCUGGGCUGGAAGAAGGGCGAGCAGAACGGGCAGGAGGAGAAGUGGUGCGAGAAGGCGGUCAAGAGUUUGGUCAAGAAGCUCAAGAAGACGGGGCAGCUGGACGAGCUGGAGAAGGCCAUCACCACGCAGAACGUCAACACCAAGUGCAUCACCAUCCCCAGGUCCCUGGAUGGCCGACUGCAGGUGUCUCAUCGGAAAGGGCUCCCCCAUGUCAUCUACUGCCGCCUGUGGCGAUGGCCUGACCUGCACAGCCACCAUGAGCUGCGGGCCAUGGAGCUGUGUGAGUUCGCCUUCAACAUGAAGAAGGACGAGGUCUGCGUGAACCCCUACCACUACCAGAGGGUAGAGACCCCAGUUCUACCUCCGGUGUUGGUGCCACGCCACACAGAGAUCCCGGCCGAGUUCCCGCCGCUGGACGACUACAGCCAUUCCAUCCCCGAGAACACUAACUUCCCCGCGGGCAUCGAGCCGCAGAGCAAUAUUCCAGAAACCCCACCCCCUGGCUACCUGAGUGAAGAUGGAGAAACCAGUGACCACCAGAUGAACCACAGCAUGGAUGCAGGUUCUCCAAACUUAUCCCCGAACCCGAUGUCCCCAGCACACAGUAACUUGGACCUGCAGCCCGUCACCUACUGCGAGCCAGCCUUCUGGUGCUCUAUCUCCUACUACGAGCUGAACCAGCGUGUCGGGGAGACAUUCCACGCCUCGCAGCCCUCCAUGACAGUGGAUGGCUUCACCGACCCCUCCAACUCGGAGCGCUUCUGCCUCGGGCUGCUCUCCAACGUCAACAGGAACGCCGCCGUGGAGCUCACGCGGAGGCACAUUGGGCGAGGCGUGCGGCUCUACUACAUCGGAGGGGAGGUGUUCGCAGAGUGCCUCAGCGACAGCGCCAUCUUCGUGCAGUCCCCCAACUGUAACCAGCGCUAUGGCUGGCACCCCGCCACCGUCUGCAAGAUCCCACCAGGAUGCAACCUGAAGAUCUUUAACAACCAGGAGUUUGCUGCCCUCCUGGCUCAGUCGGUCAACCAGGGCUUCGAGGCCGUCUACCAGCUGACACGCAUGUGCACCAUUCGCAUGAGCUUCGUCAAAGGCUGGGGAGCAGAGUACAGGAGACAGACAGUGACCAGCACCCCCUGCUGGAUCGAGCUGCACCUGAAUGGGCCUUUGCAGUGGCUUGACAAGGUCCUCACCCAGAUGGGCUCCCCAAGCAUCCGCUGUUCCAGUGUGUCUUAGAGACAGUGGGUGAAGGGGAGGGCGGGCUUGGGGAAAAUGGCCACAUAGGAGGUGGAGAAAACUGGAACUCGACUCAACUCACUGUUGUCAAGGAAGAAGACAUUUUUCUCCCUCAACCAAAGUGGCACCAACCUGUUCUCCAAAACACAAAAGCAAAUCCAGAGAUGGAUUUUAUGAACAGCUGUUUGCUGAACAUUUGCCCUCUGGCCCAAUUUUGAAGGGCAAGAAAUGCCUUCUGCUUUGGUGGCUUGAGCAAACAGGUAGUAUGUCACCAUCUGCUCCCUGCCCCCGCCCCCUCCUUUCUCGAUGACAGCAGUCUGGGAUGGCACUGUCCAACACGCAAAGGCCUGGAGUGUGGAGUUCACCUUGGGUGUUCCAGGUAGGGACAAGCCUGCAGGGGUGUGAGUAAACCCCAUGCCCGACCUUCCGGCGCUUUUGACACAUGCCUCUUGAGCUGAGCACCGCGAGCCCCAGCACUCCCUCAGCAGACCCUGCACUGGGAACUGGGCCCACUUGGGGUUGGGAGGGGCUUGUGGUCUCCUCCGGCUCAGAGCAAACAGAUUGGUGUGAACCAGCGGUCAGACCACCAGGGGCAGUGGGGAAAGCUGGUGGGAGUGACCUCUUUCCAAAACGCUCUUAGGUGUCCUCUCUCACUUGGAGCAGUUAGAAGGAUCUGCUGAGGCUCAGUGCACACGCAAUGUACAGUUCGUCACAUUACUCUCAGAGAGAUUUGAAUUACGUGAAGUGUUCACAGAAAGCAAGAGGUGUUGUGGAGCGAUGGCAUUGAGGCUGCGGCGGCACUGCACUGCGUGGGGCCCAGGCGUUAAGAGCUCACUUCGUAUUCUCGUGCACUGGGCUACUGUUUAUGUAGUCAGUUGCAUUAAUUUAAUGAGCUUUAUCAUGUGCUCUUCGUUUUAUACUUAAAUCCUGGGCUGGCUCAUGGACUGGAAACCAGAGUGGGACCCAGCGACAUCUCCCCCAAGGUGCAGGUUUUGUUGAGAAGACACCUGCCAGCAGUUUUGGAAGCUGAAAUUAACAGAAGCAAAUUCACCAGGAGGGAAAACUCUCAGGCCAGCAUAGGCAAAUGAAAGGGCUAUUGACAUUUUUUUACACCUUUGAAAAUUGCAGGCUUGGUGCAAAGAGGUCUGUCAUCUUUCCCCUGGGGUAUAAGAUUAUCUAGUUCUCGUAGAGGAUUACCAGUGACAACUCUUAGCAGUUAUAUUGUGUAAUAAGUACUGCUCCCAGUGGCAAUUAGUGAGGAAACUAUUAUGAAUUAUUUCAACUG